AUGUCUGAUUCACCUCCUGUUCAUUGGGAAGAGGAAGAACUGAGGCAUACUUUAACUUCAGAUAAAUCUUUGAAAAAAGAACAAGGAAUAAUAUAUGAUUUGAACGACUCUGUUAAUACGACGGCGGAAGCAAUUCCAGACAAUCUAGUUGAUAUCGAUGAAGAAGAUCCAGAUGGAAGAAUUCGUGAAGAUUUAAAACGUGCUUUGAAACCUCGUCAUGUCUCUUUGAUUAGUAUUGCUGGGAUUAUUGGUACGGGUCUAUAUCUUUCUACAUCCAAAUCGUUGGCAACAGGUGGUCCCGCUUCUCUGUUUAUGAAUUAUACCAUUAUGGGGAUAGUAGUCUAUUUGACUAUGCUUUGUCUUGGUGAAAUGUCUACAUUUAUGCCUAUUUCAGGUUCUUUUGUCUCCUACGCUAAAAAAUUCGGUUCAGAUUCAUUUGCAAUGGCUCUUAUGUGGAAUUAUUGGUUUAAUGACGCUGUGUCAGUAGCUUCAGAUUUGACUGCUUUACAAUUAGUUAUGGACUACUGGAAGACAAGUGAUAAAGGGUUCCCAUACUGGGCUGCCUCUUUAUUAUUCUGGGCUCUUGUCGUUUGUUUAAACGUCGUUCAUGUUAGAGUCUAUGGUGAAACCGAAUAUUGGUUAGCUAUGUUAAAAGUCAUUGCCAUUAUCAUUUUCUUCAUUUUAUCUAUUGUAGUCAAUGUAGGUCAUAAUCCACAACAUGAAUAUAUCGGUUUCAGGAACUGGACUCAUGGUGAAGCACCUUUUGUAUCAGGUUUUAAAGGUUUUGCCUCGUUGUUCGUAUCUGCAUCUUUUGCUUAUGGUGGUACCGAAUCAAUUACUUUAACUAAUGGUGAAACAGAAAAUCCAACUCGUAACACCCCAAAGAUUAUUCGUACAGUGUUCUGGAGAAUUCUGAUCUUUUACGUGGGUUCCACUUUCUUCAUUGCAAUGAACGUUCCAUAUGACUACCCAGGUAUCUCCUCAGGUUCAGUCGUCACUUCAAGUUUCACCAUUGUAUUUCAAAUGGCGGGCUCCAAAUCUGCAGGUUCUUUCAUGAACGCAGUGAUCAUGACUAGUGUCAUCAGUGCUUGUAACCAUGCUUUGUUUGCAGGGUCUCGUGUCAUGUACAACAUGGGUCUAGAAGGGAUGUUGCCGGCUAAGAUCUUCUGUAAGACUAAUCGUUACAAGGUUCCUUACGUUGCAGUGAUUUGUACUUCGUUGAUCGGUCUCUUAGCAUUUGGGUCAAGUUUCAUUAGUGCCGGUGAAGUCUGGACUUGGUUGCAAAACAUUGUCGGUGUCUCCAAUCAAAUCGCCUGGUUAUGUAUUGGGAUUACCUCUAUCAGAUUCAGAAAGGGUCUAGAAGCCCAAGGUUUGACUGAUCAGUUACAAUUCGUCAACUGGACUUAUCCUUGGGGUCCAUGGAUCCUAGUGGUCUUUGUCACGUUUAUUAUUCUGGUUCAAGGUUGGUCGUCAUUCGAUCCAUGGGAUGUAGAGAAUUUCUUCUCUGUGUAUUUGGAACUAUUUAUUUUCCCUGCUUGUUAUAUCGUUUGGUGGGUCAUUAAACGUGAUAAAUUUGUUAAACCUGAAGAUAUGGAUUUUGUUACCGAUAGAUAUAUUCCAACUAAAGAAAUCAUUGAAUUGAAUGAAAAAUUGGAUAAUUUGAAAGGUUGGCCAAAAUAUAAACAAUGGAUGCAUGAACAUGUGUUGUAA
Molecule: messenger RNA, 1710 nt
Organism: Maudiozyma barnettii
Lineage: Eukaryota; Fungi; Ascomycota; Saccharomycetes; Saccharomycetales; Saccharomycetaceae
Product: amino acid permease
Exons: 1
Coding region: 1-1710 (569 amino acids)
Biological process (GO): amino acid transmembrane transport
Cellular component (GO): membrane
Molecular function (GO): amino acid transmembrane transporter activity
Source: RefSeq, a predicted model, not a curated record